This is a messenger RNA of Staurois parvus, 395 nucleotides long. The record is from the annotation of a GenBank genome assembly. NCBI's taxonomy places the organism in Eukaryota, Metazoa, Chordata, Amphibia, Anura, Ranidae.
CAGGUGUACAGAUUCUUCUCAGGUACUCAGUGCAGGAAUGGGUGGGAAUCUUCCUUCACAAUGGACACAUCUUCAGGUGUACAUACAGACCCAGGAAUUCAGCACAGGGAUGGUGGGAACCCCUCAUAAUGAGCACAGCAGGUGUGCAGACCUGGGACUUUUCCUCAGCACAGGGAUGGUAGAAACCCCUCAUUUUCAUUGGGAAACAGCAGGUGUACAGACCCAGGAAUUUAGCACAGGGAUGGUGGGAACUCCUCCUAAUCUUCAGAGUCAGGUGUUCUUCUUCUGGAACCUCACCACAGGGAUUUUUGUUCCAGGAUUACCUCCUUCAUAAUGGGCACAGCAGGUGUGCAUACCCAGAACCUCAGCACAGGGAUGGUGGGAACCCCUCACAA